Messenger RNA from Doryrhamphus excisus (bluestripe pipefish), 2177 nucleotides. RefSeq names its product mitochondrial ribosomal protein S27 (gene mrps27). Gene Ontology annotation, cellular component: mitochondrion. The record is from RefSeq and is a predicted model, not a curated record. Lineage: Eukaryota; Metazoa; Chordata; Actinopteri; Syngnathiformes; Syngnathidae. Gene Ontology annotation, molecular function: protein binding.
CUCAGAAUCGGAAGUGUUGUCGUCCAAAGAUGGCCGCCUCCAUGUUUAAACGCUGCCUGACUGCUGCUGUCAAAGUUAAACAUUUAUCAUCCUCUUUUCCUGCAAGAAGAUGGUUACUUUCCACAGCUUAUUCAGACACCAAAGCAUGGGAGGCCAGAGAGAAGGACCCUCAGAAUUUGGCUGUCCUGGCCAAUAACAUGGACAGAAUAUAUGAGAGGAAUCUCCCAGUCAGCUCUCUGACAAUGUCACAGUUUGUCGACAACAUAUCAUGCCGUGAGGAGAUUGACCAAGCAGAGUACUAUCUUUACAAGUUUCGGCACAGUCCAAAUUGUUGGUACCUUCGAGACUGGACCAUUCACAGCUGGAUCAGACAGUGUUUUAAACAUGGCGCCAGAGAUAAGGCUCUGCACACACUUAAAAACAAGGUCCAGUACGGAAUUUUCCCUGAUAAUUUCACCUUCAACCUGCUUAUAGAUUCUUACCUGAAAGAUGAGGACCUAAAAAGUGCAUGCUCUGUGGUGGAAGAGGUGAUGCUCCAGGAGUCCUUUGACCUUUCCUCCACCCAGAUCCUGUCGCUGUGUGCUCUUGGCAGUUACCUAGCAACUGCACCUCAACUCACUGUGUCAGAAGAGAGAGCAUUGGGAGCGUCAUUGCUUAUUUGUGGCCUCAAACAAGACAACAGCGUCGGCCUUGCUGCUCAGCUGCUGGGAAACACUCUGCUAGGCAAGGUGGAGAUGCAGAACGGCAUUCACGCUGCGUUCAAAGGCAUGCCUCUUCUCUGGACACGAGGCUAUCUGGGCCGAGCGCUGGCUGUCAUGGAGAACAUCACCGCAUCGCCCGGUGAUGUCAAACUGCCCAAAGACUCUUUGGAUUUUGUGAGUGAGGUGCUGCAACAACUGUCUUCAGUGUCUUCUGACUCGUCUGGAGAUGAGUCGGACAAGGAGGACGAGCAGAAACUGGAAACCGUUGAUGAAGAUGAUCAGGCGGAAAGAGAAAAACUGUCCAAAUAUGAGAGCAGAUUCAAGGAGUUGAUCAGUCAGCUGGAAGCUGGAGGAAAAGUCGACUCUGAGGUCACCUUCCGGUCACUGGUGACCAGUCUAGCCAAGCAGCAGCUCCCUUCUGCCGAGAGACUAGACCUGGAUCAGUACGAGAGUAUGCUGCCAACCUGGGAGGCUGAGAGGAGGCAGCUGAUCCAAAGGGAACAGGAGAUGUGGAAAAAGGCCGAGGAGGAGAAUCGGCAGCGUCUGAUUGCCAGGGCAGAACUCCAGCAGGCGCAAUAAGUUAUGUUAAUAAUAUGAAUAUGUGCAUUUUUAGCAUUUUUUGUGGGCUAAAAUUAAAACAAAAUGUAAUUAGUGGUGUCAAUUGUGUGACCCGUUUGUCAUAAGUAGGAAAAAAAAUGUUGGGAUCACAUCCUCCCAUUGCUUUUCCCGUGUGCUGGGGAGUUUUCUCACAGGGGUAAAGAAAAGGGUAUUGCACUGAAGAAUUUGCUGAUAACUAAUCUGCAAAAAGGGAGUUCUUCCCUUGCAUAGGGACUCAUUUAUGAGCGGUAAACACAGUGAACGCAUUAUAUGGUGUUGAUAACAUGCAUGAAUACACACAGGCGCACGAUGAAGCCAGAAAGGCGAUGCUACCCGUAUAAAACAUGAAGCGCUUGACUUGGUGACAGAAGCCUCAACUGCUUGGAUGUUGAAAGAUAAGAAAUCCUGUCGGGGGGGGCAACUCAACUUAGGUUGUGUUCAAAGACUCAGAAAUAAUGAUACAUCAUGUUGUCCUCUAAGACUUUUCCACAGUAGUAUGUUUUAAAACCACGGUUGCAUCAUCUGCUGAUUCACAUGGCCCUGGGCGGAGGGAAAAAGCUAAAUAAAUAGGAGAGAAAACGGAUGUUUUUAUCAGCUUGGAUACAGACCCUUGUGUGCUACCGUGAGACAUUCACUGCACCAGGAAAUUGUAUUGCCAGCUGAUAUUCCAGCUGGUUAGACAUAUUAACCAGGGAGCCAGCACUUUCUUAUCAAGACUUCAGCACUGUACAUCAUGUUCUGUCUCGUUUUGCUGAUUUUUGUUGUCAUGUAACUAAAGUGUUGAGGUCUAGCUGACCCCAUUGUGGCCACUGCAUAUUUCAUUUCUCAACAAGGUCAAUUGCUUCAUGUACUCCCUUUUUAAACCGAUUAGCAAUCAUG